AUGCCGCCGCCGGCGGCGCUCAUGGACGAGUUGGUCGAGGAGUUCCUCCUCCGCCUCCCGCCCGACGACCCCGCGAGCCUCGUCAACGCCGCCCUCGUCUGCAAGCGAGUGGGGCCGCCUCAUCGCCGGCCCUGCCUUCCGCCGCAAGUUCCGCAAGAUCCACCGCACCAAGCUGCUGCACAUGGCUCGGGGCCAGGAAGCUGA
This is a messenger RNA of Miscanthus lutarioriparius, 204 nucleotides long. The record is from the annotation of a GenBank genome assembly. Lineage: Eukaryota; Viridiplantae; Streptophyta; Magnoliopsida; Poales; Poaceae.